Schistosoma margrebowiei is the source of this 4293-nucleotide messenger RNA. The record is from the annotation of a GenBank genome assembly. Lineage: Eukaryota; Metazoa; Platyhelminthes; Trematoda; Strigeidida; Schistosomatidae.
CUGUGCUACAUUUGAAACUAUUAUCUUCCAGUUUUUCACUUCGUCUCUCGGUUUGCUUGUAUAGUACGUUUGCACAUUAGUAGCUACUGAUUCUUGUAUCUAUUGAUAAUUUUGGUUUCAUCUGGUGAGUUUAUUAAGUAGUUGUUUAUGGCUUAAUACACUAAUACACUUAAAUCCUUUAGAAACACAUCCCCAGGCAAAAAAUAAAUAUACCGGCAACUAAAGUUGCAAAACACUUUAGAAUCACACAAAUUUGUGGCCUAUUUUAAUGAUACCAACUGUAAAGGAACGUCAAGCUGGCGCUUAUGAUUUCAGAAAAUAUUAUGAAAAUCUGUGUGCGCUGCGAAAUUGCUCCCCUCUCUCUGCGAUCACAAGCCAUGUUGAUAAUGGAGUUCUUGAUAUAAGUGCAGAUAGAAUAAAGAUUCAAGAGUGGGAUCCAGUUUUUGAUGCUAUUAGAAUCAAUAAAAGCCUGCAUUUUAUUGCAGUCAGAAGUUUCUAUCAGUAUAAUAGUGUUUCAGACAGUGCAACUUCAAACAAUCGACGACGUCCACCAAUUUUACUAUCCAGUUCAAAACUUUUAUUAAAUUUAUGCAAAGCAUUACGUCACUGUGCAUGUGUUACAGAAAAAUUAACAUUUUUAGAAUUGCAAAAUCUCCCACUCAGUAAAACAGGUUUAUUACAAAUUUGUGAAGGCAUUAGAAAAAAUCGUACAUUGAAACAUUUGUCAUUUGAAGGUUCUUCCAUAAAUGAUGAUGGUCUUGAAGAAAUUUGCCGAGUUUUACGUCAUGUCCCAAAUAUUUCAACUCUCAAUUUAACAUCAUGUAAUUUGUCAAAGGAUGGAAUCUCUGCAUUGACUGUACUUAUCAAUUUUCAAGCAAUGCAAAGACAUAAUGCCGCUUGGCAAGAAUCAUUACGUUAUCGUUUUCCAGAACUUGAUCGUCUUGGUGGAUUAAAACGUAUCACAUUGAAUGAUAAUCCAAAAAUAUGUGAUGAAGGCUCUAUUCAAUUAGCUGAUGCAUUGAUUGAUGAUCUAUGGGUGAAAGCUAUUGAUUUACAAGCAUGUAAUCUAAGUGAUAGCUCAGCAAGUACAUGGUUAGCUGUAUUGAUUGGAUUACGAAUAGCUAAUGGAAAUCAAUUGAUGACACAUGAUGAAAUACAUUUGAAAUCAAAUAGAUCAUCUACUAUAGAUGAUCAACAUCGUGGAAAUCAUUCUUUAGUUGUUCUUGAUUUACGCAGAAAUCCUAAUAUAUCUCGUGAUCUAUUACGUGCUGUAACAGAAAGGGCACUUAUCAACUCCGAGGGUAAACAGACUGAAUUUAGUUGGUUAAAAGCUGGCUCACAAACUCCAUCACAAUUAUGCUCUGGUGUAACAACUUAUCCAUGGCCAGGUUUAACUGAUAUGUCAAAUCCAAUUCCUGGCAUUGAUCCAAUAAAUCCAUUCAACAAAUCUGUGAAAUCAUCAAAUUCUUAUCGUGCAAGAUCAAAAUCAAAUAAUUCUUUGCAUUAUCAUGAGAAAACUGUUAAUUCUGAUGAUAAAAAUGUAUGUAUAUAUCAUAGAAAUAACUUAUCUGAUAGACCACCGUUUAUACCUGCUGGCGGUCGACCAAGAUGCCGUAGUGCGGAUCCUGCACAUUAUCUAGAUCAUAGAAUACAUCAUAAAUGUAAUGUAGACUUACAUAAGAAGUGUAAUCGUCAUUUACAUUGUUCUGAUUCUGGGCACCCUUUAAGUGAACGAGCAGUAUGGAAACCACCUGGUGUGGCUAAAACUAAUCAAAAUGUAUAUUAUAGUCGACCAACUACUCCAUUAUCAAGUCAAACAAGUUUUACUUCAGGAAUACCGUGGAGAACUGCCGCAAGAGCAUCACGCUGUCGAGGCUAUCCAGACUUUCACUGUCCAGGUAAAACAUGUCUUGAAUCACGUGCUUUACAUUUGGAUUAUAAUCUUGUCAAUAAACAAUCAUCAAAUGUUAAUAAUAUAAAUCAGAAUAUCAAUAAAUCUGUUAUUCUUCCAUGUGCAAAAACGUUGAAUAAAGUUAUCACUGAUGGAUGUCAUUGCCAACAUCAUCGUCAACCACAAACACAACAACAACAACAACAGCGUCUUGGGCAUAACCGACAAAAUCCAACAUAUCAAAAAUCAUGUUCAAUGAACAAUUCCAGAAUAAGUUCCCCAGAAUUAUCAGGGAUGAAUUUUCAGCAUAAAUUAAAACAGCUUAUGACGAAAGUAUCACAACUUGAAAAAGAUUUACAAACUGAAAAACAGAAAUCUGAUCGGUUAUUGAAAAAUCGUCAGUUUGUUCAACAAGAGAAUGAAUCCAAGCAUCUAUUUCAAAUUGAUCAAAAUUCAAUCCAUCAAUUGAGAAACUUUAUUUGUCGUUUGACAAAUAUGAUUGAAACUCUUCAAAAUUCCAAGAAUAAAUCUAAUAUAUCCAAUGAUGAAUUGAACAUUUUACAAGAUACAUUUGAACAAUUAUGCUCUCUUAUUAGUCGUAUUACAGAAGAAGAAAAUGUUAACAAAAAACAUUCUUCUACUUAUUAUCAUGAAAUAAGUAGUAAUAAAAUGAAUAAAGAAGAAAAUAAAAUUGAGAAAAGUAUAAAUCAUAUGAAACAUAAAUCUAUUAGAAACAAUCAUGAAAAAUCUAAUACUAAACAAAUAAAAGGGCAUAUUCAAUGGAAAACGAUUGCUAAAACACGUGCUGUACAAACGGAGAAUCCGCAGAAUUCAAUUAAAACUAAUGAAAAGAUAAUAAUUGAUAAUAAAAAUAGUAAGCAACAUAAAUAUGAAGUAUCUAAUCCGCAUAUUGCAUGGAUUCCUUCUACAUGUACAAAUACAACUACUCAUACCGGGAUCAAAAGUACUAUGUCGAAUUCAUAUAAUGACAAUGAGAAUAAUAAUAAUAAUAAUAAUAAUAAUAAUAAUAAUAAUAAUAAUAAUAAUAAUAAUAGCAAAGUAAUCCCUUUAAACUCAGAAGAUGAACAAGAACAAAGUCAAAUAACUAACAACAUAUCUAUAACUAGUAACAAUAAUAAUAAUAAUAAUAAUAAUAAUAAUAAUAAUAAUCUAAGGGUUACGAACUAUGAAAAUAUUAAUCACACAAAUUCUGUGGAUGAUCACAACGGUAACCUUGAACAUCAAUAUUGUCGUUUAGACAAAAGUACUGCUGAUCAUCAUCAUCAUCAUCAUCCUUCGACUAAUUCUACAGAACAAUUAAUUGAUAAUGUAGAAAUUUUUAAGAAAAGUUCACAAACAGAUCAAAUGUUUGCUGAAUUGAAAGCAGCUACAAUAAUUGGUACAUAUUCAAAUGAUGAUGAUAAUAAUGAUAAUAAUAAUACGAAGAAUCGAUUACUGGAUAAUAAACAAAUGAAUGGGUGUAUAUCAAAAGUGAAAAGUAUUGAAAUGGGUGACACAAAUGAAACAUCAAUGCUAAACGAUUCAAAUAGUUCAACAUGUGUCUCCAACGUUUACAACAUUCAAAACAUUAACUGUAAUAAGAAUUUAAACACAAUUGAGAAUGAUGAAUUGAGUGGUAAACAAGUGGACAAUAUCAAUCAAACAACAAAAACAACAACAAAGAAAUCACUAACUAAUCAGAAAUCUAAUGAAUUGAAUCAAUUGAACAUUGAAACGAAUCACUUGAACAAAUGUAGUUUGAAUAAACCAAAUCAAUUUCUUCAUAAUGAAAACAUCUGCCUCAUUGAGAAUACAAAUUGUGAUGAUGAAAAAACUGUUCAGACAAACAAUAAUGAUAAUCACAACAUCAAUGCUACUUCUAGUAAUAAUAAUAAUAAUAGUAUAAACGAUUCGGAAGACGAGUUAUUUGAUGAGUUGAUUAGGGGUAAUUUUGAUUCACCAAUCCCUAAUCCCACAGACUAUGAUUUAAACUCUGUAGAUUAUGAUGAAAUAGCUUAUGAUGAUCAGUUAUCAUCAACUAGUACAAGUCUAUUGUUGGAUAAUUCAAAUCCAAUUUAUCAAUCAACAAAUAAUUCAUUGAUAUCAACUGAAAAUUGAUCAACAUUACUACCAUUAUUAAUAAUCGAGUAUUUUAUUGUGGUGAAUUCAUGUUUGAUUCUCAUUUCGUAUUGAUAAUUGAACACCUUCCGGUGAUUACAACAAUUUCACAUACCAUACAUACAGUGAUAUACGUCUUUUGUAAUUUUAAGAAAAUCAAUUGACUGUAGUACAUAUAUAAUAGGUAUAUUGUGAGCACAAAUAUGUUGGUGUGCAUAACAUUCUUUCUUCCAACAUUUUUGUUUGUUAAACAUUUUGGAAUAAAUAAACCUCGUAUUAUCAUA